AUGGCUUCUCUUGCAACCAAAGCAAUCCGAACCUCAGUAUUCCAGAGAUCCGCUGGCCUAACGGGACAAUCUUAUUCGCGCAUGGUGACUACUUGUGCAACAUCUUAUACACUCAACACCGGUGCCAAGAUCCCGGCCCUUGGAUUUGGUACAUUCCAAGACCCUGAUUCCCAGGAGGAGACGGUGAGCCAGGCCUUGCAAAAGGGCAUGCGCUUGAUUGAUACAGCCCGGGUGUACAACGUUGAAGAACAAGUCGGGAAGGGAAUCAAGAAGAGUGGUAUUCCUCGCGAAGAGAUCUUUCUCGGCACAAAGUUGUGGUGCAAUGAUUACCACCCCGACGACGUGGAGCGUGCGUUGGAUGAUUCUCUGCGAGACUUGGAUACCCCUUACGUUGAUCUUUUGUUGAUGCACUACCCGUGCACCUUUAAGCGUGGACCCGACCGAUUCCCUCGAGAUGCCGAUGGUAGAAUGAUUCCAGGUGACACCACCUUUGUGGAUACCUGGAGAGCGAUGGAAAAGUUGACGGGGACUGGCAAGGUCAAAGCCAUUGGCGUCUCAAAUUUCUGUCAAAGUGAAAUUGAGGCCUUGAUCAACGAGACUUCGACAGUCCCGGCCGUUCAUCAAAUGGAGGUCCAUCCAUAUUUACAGCAGAAAGGAUUUAACGAAUGGCUACAGUCGAAAGGAAUACAUGUUGUCCAGUUUAGCCCCCUAGGCAAUAUGAAUGAUUUCUACCGACAGACUGGAUGGUCCAAGGAGAUUGCGCACAUGAUGCGGGUGAUCGACCAGCCAGUGUUAAAGGACAUUGGUAAGAAGUAUGGCAAGAGUCCUGUGCAGGUGGUGCUUGCAUGGGGGAUUAACAGCAGCCGUUCUGUUAUCCCCAAAAGUGUUGUCGAUUGGCAGAUUGACGAGAACUUGGCAGCUGAUUUCGAAUUGGAGUCUGAGGACAUGGCGCAGAUUGCGACCCUGGACGCGAAGGCUCGUUUCAAUGAUCCUAGCUUAGACUAUGAGUGGCGUUUGUAUAGCGACUUGGAAGGCAUUGAUGGCACUGUCAGAGGAAGGACUCAUUAG
Molecule: messenger RNA, 1068 nt
Organism: Aspergillus bombycis
Lineage: Eukaryota; Fungi; Ascomycota; Eurotiomycetes; Eurotiales; Aspergillaceae
Product: aldo/keto reductase
Exons: 2
Coding region: 1-1068 (355 amino acids)
Cellular component (GO): cytosol
Molecular function (GO): aldose reductase (NADPH) activity
Source: RefSeq, a predicted model, not a curated record